UAAUCCACUCGAUAAAGUUCUCAGAACACUGAAGAGAGCAUUCGAAGACGAAGAAGAAGGAGAGAAGCCAAACCUGCGAGAAAUGUCGUCUCUUUCGGCGGGGAUUUUCAGAGGAUGUAGAUCGGUCCUAGCUCCUGCUUCGAGAACCUUCUCUUCUGCUGCUGCUUCAAGAGGUGGAAGUUCCACCGGAGCCAGAAAGUCGGCGUCGAAGCCGAAGCCGAAGCCGAGAUCGUCGUCUCCGGCGACGGCGAGAUCCACCGGAAUUUUCAAGGUGAGCCCUGUCUCUCCGGCGCUGGCUCAGUUCCUCGGCGCCGGCGAAGCUUCCCGAACGGACGCCAUCAAGGGGAUAUGGGCCUACAUCAAGUCCCAUGAUCUUCAGAAUCCUGCAGAUAAGAGGGAGGUCAUCUGUGAUGAGAAGUUGAAGCACCUUUUCGAGGGGAAAGACAGAGUCGGGUUUCUCGAGAUUGGGAAAUUGUUGUCUCCUCAUUUCGUGAAGACUAGCUGACCGUUGCCUCCUGAUUUCUGGCUUGAAGAAAGUUGUACCUAAUUCCAGCAAGCUCUUUCUUUUUGCUGUGACUGUGAGUAUCUAUCUCUGCUGUGCUGGUUCUUUAAGGAGGUCGAACUCUUCUUGGUUGGGUUUGCCAUUUAAACAGGUCUCCAACCAUGUUCGCUGUAAAGUGUUUGUUAAAGACCAGAUGUGUCCAUGUUUCUGUAAUGUUGAUGACAUGAUGUGUACUGAUUUCGCAUCUUUUCGUAAAUCCAGUUCCUUUA
This is a messenger RNA of Tarenaya hassleriana, 771 nucleotides long. RefSeq names its product protein TRI1. The transcript has 2 exons. The coding region runs from base 83 to 505 and encodes 140 amino acids. Lineage: Eukaryota; Viridiplantae; Streptophyta; Magnoliopsida; Brassicales; Cleomaceae. The record is from RefSeq and is a predicted model, not a curated record. Gene Ontology annotation, cellular component: nucleus.